CCCAACAAGCACCCUGAUUUUUAAAUCAGGCACGACAGUGAUACUAGCUAUGGUGCGUUGCUACAUUACAUACUUGGCCGCUCUCAUUGUUUGCCUGGUUUCUGCAGCACCAGCCAGCAAGCGGGAGUUCUCUCCAGACAAUGUGUACUUCCCACUCCCGAACGGGUUUCCUGAACCAAGCCAAGAUCAAAUCCUCCAAAUCCAGAGAGAAGCCCACGGCACUCUACCCAAUAGCCUACUACCAGCAACACUCAGUUCUGAAGGAGUCACAAAUCUCAAGCUUAUUGCUCUCAACGAACUCUUCGAAGUCGCCUACUUUACCGAGCUAGUUUACAACUUGACGAACAAAGUCUCGGGCUACGAUCUAGGAUACGGCCAUGAAUACGUCCUCGACUCUUUACACGCCAUCGUCGCACAAGAACAACUACAUCUACUCAACGCAAAUAGCGCGCUCGAACACUUCAAGCAAGAGCCAAUCCAGCCCUGCAAAUACAACUUCCCAGUCACAGACUUCCACUCAGCCAUAGCUCUGGCAGGCACUUUCACCGACCUAGUUCUAGGCACACUUCAAGACAUCCAGGAGAUAUUUGCCAAAAACCAGGAUAGCGGUCUUGUGCGCGGCGUGGCUUCCGUUCUCGGCAACGAAGCGGAACAACAGGGCUUCUACCGUCUCGUCCAGAAGAAACGUGUCACCUCGCAGCCGUUCCUCACAACCUCCACUAGAGACUUUGCUUUCACGGCUAUUCAGUCGUUCACCAUUCCUGGCUCUUGUCCGAAUAUCGACACGAUCCCGCUCAAGAAACUCCUUCCGCUCACCGUCGAGACCAAAGAUAUUCCAGCCGCAACUCAGAAGCUUAAGUUCUCCUUUGCCGAAAACGAUGCCGGACUGUAUAACAUGAAUUCCUUCAGGCUGGUCUAUAUCAACGGGCAAAACUUGCCGAUUGUGAAGAAUCUGGAGAACCUUCAAGUGGUGGAAGACAGGGUUUUGUUCGAGGUGCCGUUUCCUUACGAUGAGUUUCUGAUGAAUGGACUCACGAUUGCGGCGGUUACGAUGGGUGCGGAUCAAUUUGCUGAUGCAGAUGAGGUUUCCGAGGCUGCCAUCUUCGGACCAGGGCUUAUCCAAAUCGAGUAACCUGGUCGAUAGUCUGCUGGAAAAUGUUGGGUAUGCGUAUAGUGUUGGAGCGCAGGAUGCAGGGCUUGGCUUGCAUACCCCGUUUCCGAUGUACCAAUGAAUCUCUCAGUCAAUGAUUUGAUGUUUCCUGCUACAUAACUGGCGAUUUAGCAAGCAUGGGACUAUCCUUUAGCCCUCUCGCCAGUGCGUGUCGGCCCUGUAGAUUGUUUUCCCAUGCUGGCCAGGAAAUCUUUGAUCACGCUCGGCAGCAUCGGAUCAUUCAAAGACUUCGUG
This is a messenger RNA of Dothidotthia symphoricarpi CBS 119687, 1405 nucleotides long. RefSeq lists its product as uncharacterized. The record is from RefSeq and is a predicted model, not a curated record. The transcript has a single exon. Bases 50 to 1132 code for a protein of 360 amino acids. NCBI's taxonomy places the organism in Eukaryota, Fungi, Ascomycota, Dothideomycetes, Pleosporales, Dothidotthiaceae.